UGCUCCCGUCUCACCACAGCAAGCCUGGUCCUAGACAAGUGCGCAACACGCAGACAGACAGCAACAGAGGAAAUCAACAAAGCAGCAACCACAGAGGAGGCAAAACACUGACGCGCAGAGCUGUUUGACUGCAGCUCUUGUCAACAACCAGGAAACUCAAAGAUCUGUUUGUAUAAAAAAACAGGAAUAAAACCUAUAAACAUGAAAUCACUGCGAUUUAUUGCUGCUGAGGGCUUCAUCCAGAGUGGUCCAAGUGCUGUGGAAAACCUGAACUGUGUGUCUUUUAACCUCUACCCACUUCUCUUUAAGGCCUGCUACCUCCAUGAGCAGGCUGACUUGCUGCAUGAUUUGGUCAAGGUAUGGCCUCUUCAUGAGCUCAACCUACACAGGAUCCUGGGAAAGACAGUCGACUGUCAGAUGGACCUCACCGCCCGUACUUGCCGGCUUUGUCUGAAGGCCAUUUUAACUGGCUUAAAGGAUUACGUGCUGUCUCCUCCAAGAAAAACCUAUGCCAAGAACUUGCAUGUGGUGGACCUGACUGCCCUGAAGGAUGUCGAGUACCAGGCCUGCCCCUGCCAGUCCACCCUGGGCCGAUGGGCAAGAACCCAGAUCCUGACCCAAAUGUGCUAUGAGACCAUGGUGGACAUGCAAGCCAUCGACUGGUCCCAAUCUGCCUCCGAAACAUCUAUUAAUGUCCGUCUGAACGGCUUCGUCACAGGCCGCAACUAUGAGCUGGUGGCUCAGGCCUUCCUCCUCCUCCGCUACUGUCCAUUGAAGCUUCGUUUUGUUGGUUUUCGGGCUGAUUCCCUUGCUCUCAAGCAGCUGUUCUAUGUUCUUCGCCUAGCAGAACCCGAGUCCAUCUCAAAGCUGGAGGUGGUCCACAAUGUUCCCCUGGAGGCCGUACACUUAGAGGUGCUGCUGUCCAGGGUGGAAUUCCCUAAAUUACAGUCUUUGACCCUGCCGGCUGGGGCGUUGGAUGUUAGGAGGUUGGGCGCUGAUGAAGAGGAUCUGCUGGCCACCAUCGGCAAUCUGCUGGCAAAACUGAGCAGCCUGACUGAGCUCUAUGUUAGCUUCUCCACUCUAACGGGACACCUACGCAGACUGCUUAAUCCUCUCAACACUCCACUGCAGUGCUUGGAAGUGGCCAACUGCUCCUUGAACCGUUUGGACAUGACAUACCUUUCCAACAGCCUCCACAGUGAGGCCCUGGUCCGCCUGGACAUCAGCGGGCAUGACAUCUUCGGCUCUUUCUCCACCAGUUUCCACAAACUGGUCAGCCGUUGCUCUGCCACGCUGGCCAGCCUGACCCUUGAAGAAUGCAACAUUGAGGACGAGCACAUGGACGCCUUCACUAACACUCUGGCUUGCUGUCAGGGGCUGGAGGAGCUCAAAAUCCUGGGAAACCCUCUGACGUCUGCAGCCCUGUUGAGGUUAUUCUCCAUACUAUCUGCAGGCUUUCCUAAGUUAAAGUACAUAGAGGUACCAGUUCCCCGUGACUGCUACUCUGAGAAUGUCACUUAUCCUCUUGAUGAUUCAGACCUACUGCAGUACAACAAGGAGUUGUUUCAGGAAGUCAGGGGCCAGCUGAUUGGGAUCCUGGAAGGAGCUGGUAGAGGGAAUGUGGAGAUAUGCACCCCACUCAUGGGGGCCUAUGACCCAGACAUUAAUGAAACUAGCAACGAGCUGGGAGUGUCUAUGUUAAAAAGUUUUAAUGGCGUCAUUGGGAACUUCAUAGGAACCAUAACUGACGUGGACAGCAGGAGAGCAGAGGCUCAGAAAGAUAAUUAGUGGGGGUGCCUGUGGAAGGAUCAAAUAAAUGGGUUGACACCCAAGGGUCAUGAACUCAGAUCUUUUACAUGAGUCGAGACAUUUGUGUAAAGCAGACCUGAAUCUUCAAACCUUACAGAAAUGUUCAUGCUUUGAUGACUAUGAAUGACCCCUGCAGACAAUUUCUUGCUUUUUAAGUUGGAUUGUGCUGAUACGAUACCGGCCAAAAUCACUGGAUUGGAUAUCAUAGAGACUCUUUCACAGUUUGAGCGUGUUUUUAAAUGGCUAGGUUGAGCAAAGUGCAUCCAUACAAAUGCCAUCCCUAUUUUUAAGGCUGUGUUUAAAAACAACAACUAUACAACUAUAUUAAAAUAUAAAAUAUGUUAGGACUGUUCUAUGCAUGACUCACGGCCAACACUGUGAAAAUACAUCAUAUUUUAUCACAUAUGUAGGACCACGAUCACUUAUGAGAUAUUAUCUGAACAGGGAAUCAUUAAUUUUCCCAGUGUUUCUCAGUGUGCAAGGCAAACAGAUGUGUAGUGUAGGUAGAUGUAGCUACUGUGAGUAGUGGGUAUAGUAGAUACUUGAAGUUUGCCUGGGAUUUUUCUUAGCUAUAUCUGUUGUAUAUGUUUGUGUGUAUAUGCGUUGGUUUAAAUGUAUAUUUUUGGAUUUGUAAAGGUAAACAGAUAUUUGCACUGUGGGACAGAUCCAAAUUUAGUAAGUAUACAAAUGUAACUGUUAUAUUUUGUCAUACUAAUAAAUCAAAUCUUCGAAUA
Messenger RNA from Morone saxatilis (striped sea-bass), 2543 nucleotides. It is a transcript of the gene lrrc14b, whose product is annotated as leucine rich repeat containing 14B. Gene Ontology annotation, cellular component: cytoplasm. The record is from RefSeq and is a predicted model, not a curated record. NCBI's taxonomy places the organism in Eukaryota, Metazoa, Chordata, Actinopteri, Moronidae. Gene Ontology annotation, biological process: negative regulation of apoptotic process; negative regulation of DNA-templated transcription; negative regulation of cell differentiation.